AUGGCUCAAUCUGCACUAUUAUCGAGUGGAGUGGAGCUUGCACCUCUUGUGAUAAGCACUGGUCUUCUUCGCAGAUCAUGGGAUGCUAUUUCAUCUCGUUAUGAAGGAAUCGUUUCAAACAAGGGAGAAGGACUAUCAUGGAAAGUCUAUAAGGAUUUUGAUUCAGAUUUUAUGAUUAUAGCGUUUGAGGCAACAUCAGAUUCUUUCAAUUUUCAAGCGGAUUUGACUCCAUCUUCUGCUCUAAGAGAGGAGAAUUUCCUUCACUUUGAUUUUCUGUGUACCAAAGCCAACCCAGUUUUCUCUAUCAACAGCACUGCAUUUUCACUCUUCUAUAGAAACCAUCAGAGGCUUGAUGAGUGGAAGAAAUCUGAUUUUGAGAGAUUGAUGAUGUGUGUCCUGAUCAAGCUUAUUAAUUCUGUUCUGAAUUUAGCUGUUUGA
Messenger RNA from Abrus precatorius (Indian licorice), 438 nucleotides. RefSeq names its product senescence-associated carboxylesterase 101-like. The record is from RefSeq and is a predicted model, not a curated record. The coding region runs from base 1 to 438 and encodes 145 amino acids. Gene Ontology annotation, biological process: defense response. Gene Ontology annotation, molecular function: carboxylic ester hydrolase activity. Lineage: Eukaryota; Viridiplantae; Streptophyta; Magnoliopsida; Fabales; Fabaceae. The transcript has 3 exons.